Pogona vitticeps (central bearded dragon) is the source of this 2551-nucleotide messenger RNA. The record is from RefSeq and is a predicted model, not a curated record. Lineage: Eukaryota; Metazoa; Chordata; Lepidosauria; Squamata; Agamidae.
GUGAUCACUUGAAAGUUUGCCCUCAAGGCUACACCUGCUGCUCACAAGAAAUGGAGGAGAAAUACAGCCAGCAGAGCAAACACGAUUUCCGGAACGCCGUCUCUGAACUUAGCAAUAACUUGCAAACCACCUUUGGCUCCCGGUACAAAAAGUUUGACGAAUUCUUCAGAGAAUUACUCGAGAAUGCAGAGAAGUCCUUGAACGACAUGUUUGUAAAGACUUAUGGCCUUCUGUACAUGCAGAACUCAGAAAUGUUUACGGACCUCUUUGUGCAGUUGAAUCGCUACUACACCGGCGGCAACGUCAACUUGGAGGAAAUGCUGAACGACUUCUGGGCUCGCCUGCUGGAGCGCAUGUUCCGCCUGGUGAACCCCCAGUAUCACUUCUCGGACGAGUACCUGGAGUGCGUCAGCAAGUACACGGAGCAGCUCAAGCCGUUCGGAGACGUGCCGCGGAAGCUCAAGCUGCAGGUGACGCGGGCGUUCGUGGUGGCCCGCACUUUUGCACAAGGCCUGGCUGUGGCGAGGGAUGUCGUGGCCAGAGUUUCAGCGGUCAACCCCACACCGGAAGGGGCCCGGGCUUUGCUGAAGAUGAUGUACUGUCCACACUGCCGAGGCUUAGUGGCUGUCAAGCCGUGUUACAACUACUGUUUCAACGUCAUGAGAGGCUGCCUUGCCAACCAAGGAGAACUUGACACGGAGUGGAAUAACUUCAUAGACUCCAUGCUGAUGGUAGCUGAGAGGCUGGAGGGUCCUUUCAACAUAGAAUCCGUCAUGGAUCCCAUUGACGUCAAGAUCUCCGAGGCCAUCAUGAACAUGCAGGACAACAGCAUGCAGGUGUCUCAGAAGGUUUUCCAAGGAUGUGGACAGCCCAAGGUGUUGGCUCAAAGUCGGACGGCUCGCUCGGCCGCAGAAAGUAGCUUCAGUGCCCGCUUUAGACCCUACAACCGAGAGGAGCGACCGACCACAGCCGCCGGGACGAGCUUAGAUCGGCUGGUGACAGAUGUGAAGGAAAAACUGAAGCAAGCCAGGAAAUUCUGGUCAUCCCUUCCCAGUAACAUCUGUAGCAAUGAGAAAAUGGCCGCCGGGAGCACCAACGAGGAAGAGUGUUGGAACGGGAGCGAUAAAAGCAGGUAUGUCUUUGCCGUGACGGCGAAUGGCCUAGCUAACCAGGCAAACAACCCGGAAGUGAACGUUGACACUGCAAAACUGGACUUGGUCAUUCGCCGACAGAUCGUCGGCCUCCGAGAGAUGACGAAUAAAAUGAAGAACGCCUACAAUGGGAAUGACGUGGACUUUAUCGAUAUAAGUGAUGGAAGCAGUGGAGAAGAGAGCGGAAGUGGUUGUGACUCGCCGCAGUGUUCCCAAGAAUUUGUGUUCAACGCAACAGAAGUCACGCAGAAUAGCAACAAACUGGAUAAAAAACUGAACAGUUCGGCCAGCCGCAUGGACCUCUGCAAUGCAACGUUGCUGUUUAGCAUCCUCUUCUUCCUGAUCGGGCAGAGACAAUGGAGAUAACUGAGCCCAUGUUUUGGGGGUUUUUUUUGUUGUUUUUUGUUUAUUUUUUGUUUUUUCGACUUGCUGGAGAUAGGGGAAAGUGACUUUUAUUUUUUAAAAAAUAUAUAGUUAAAAGGCACCGGAUUUUGCUUUUAUACCAUCUGGUGACUUUGGGGGGUGGGUGGCUCCUUUGUAAGUUAAUGGACAACAGUGUACAGUUUUUAACGAUGUUGCCGCUGGUUUUAAUGAGGUUUUUCCUACUCUCUCUCAGUUUUUGGGGGAUGGGGAAAAAAAAAAAAGAACAAGGAUUUGGACCAGGUAAUCUGUUGGCUGAGACACCACAAUAAAUGUGGUUAACUUUUAAGUGUAUAUACAGGCUUGUAAUUAGCUGUGCUUUUGCGUUCUUGAUGGUUUUUAAAAUCAGUUUCCCUCGCCCGUGUGUUUCCUGCACCUUUGCUUUAACUUUAGCCUCGUCCCUACCAGACAUGCGAUUUCUCUCGCGAAAUGCCUCAAGGGUGACGACUCUCUUUUUUUUUGGAAAUUGCAAAGCGAUCUGUACAGAAACUGAAGUACUUUUAAAAAAAUUAUCCUAUUUCCCAGCCAGAGAAGGAAGUUGUCCGUAAAUGCAGCCAAAGUUGCUUUGUGUGGCUACGUUCCCACACAUAUCUGUUACAUUAGAUGCCUUAUCUAAAAGAGACGCAGAGUUAACUCUUUUGGGGGGGGUUUCUCUCGUUUUUAGAGCCAAAUGUGCAUUAUUGAAAACCUUAAUUUGUUUCCCUCUCCUGCUUUUCUCCAUGAGAACGAUCCGGCUACAUUUGAUGGAUUUUUAAAAACUGCUGUUGUUAGAUUAGAAGGAGAAAUUCCAUACUGGUUGCAACUAAUUAUUGGGGAUUAUUUGACACAUCGCCUACCAGUUCAUCAACUUUUCUGUUGUCUCAAUAUAGCUGGGAUUACCUGUUUACUACUGGUUAUCUAAAGAAUAAUCUGUGAAGGAAAUCUGGGAGAGAAAAAACAUAUUAGGGAAUUUUUCUCCCACCCAAAUAAAAGGUACAAAG